Messenger RNA from Setaria italica (foxtail millet), 3343 nucleotides. Its product is annotated as auxilin-related protein 1. The transcript has 8 exons. Gene Ontology annotation, biological process: clathrin-dependent endocytosis; clathrin coat disassembly. Gene Ontology annotation, cellular component: cytoplasm; vesicle; intracellular membrane-bounded organelle. Lineage: Eukaryota; Viridiplantae; Streptophyta; Magnoliopsida; Poales; Poaceae. Bases 141 to 3005 code for a protein of 954 amino acids. Gene Ontology annotation, molecular function: clathrin binding. The record is from RefSeq and is a predicted model, not a curated record.
GACCGACCAGACCCCGUUGAAGCCGUCAGCGCCCAAAGCCCGCGUAGAGACCACCUCGCCCCUGGCCGCUCCCGACUCCGGCGGCCGGCGGCGACCGCGCAUCCAUUCCAGCGCCUCGCCGGAGGCGCGGUCGAUCCGCUAUGGACGACUCCGUCCUCUUCGACGACCUCGGUCCCUCCAAGGCCCCGCCGGCCUCCGUCUACGACGACAUGUUCGACUCCUACUUCAACCGGGCGGCCGAGCCCCCCGAGCCAUCACCCAAGGCUUCUUCCUCGCCGUCGACGCCGCCGCCCGUGUUCGACAAGCCCGUCUUCGACGACGACCCCGACACGGUCGAUCCUUUCGAGGCGAUCCCCUUGUUCGGAGAUGGUGGCGGCGGCGCCGGGGGUGGGGAGGACUUCCUGGGUAGCGUCGGGAGGGCGGCGGAGCCGGAGAGGAGGGAGCCGGAUGCGUUGGGCUUGGAUGACGACUUGAUCCCUGGGCUGGUUGGGAGCGCCACCAAGUCGACGGAGGAACCGGUCAGGAAGGUGGAGCAGGACAGUCAGGCGGUGGGGUUGGACGACGAUUUGGUCCCUGGAUUCGGUGCGAGCAUGAAUCCGGCGCUGCAAAUGGAGCCUGAGACUCUGGGGUUUGAUGAUGGUGUGAUCCCUGGCUUUGGUGGAGGCACGAGCCAUCAAGAUUCGGCAAGGGAGGAGCCUAUAAUGAGACAAGGAAGUGAGCCAAUUUCAUCCAGCAAAAUGAGUGUGAGCAUGCCAGAAGAUCCUUUCGUCAUUUUAGGUGGUACGCACAAAUCGGGAUAUUUAUCUUUUGGAUUGUUUUCAGAUCAUUUGGGUAACAACAGCAUGCCUGUGAAGGUUGGGAACACAAAGGUUGAAGCACCUGAUGAUACCGGUGGCAUGUUUCAGAGUUCUGAUAUUUUUGCUGAGUUUCCAAAAGCCAUACCAUCCUUUUCAUUUACAUCUGAAAACAAGAGUGAUACAGUGAGUCAUUCUGAUCAGAUGCCUCAGGAGAAGCCAGGCCAACGAGCUUCAACAAAAGCACAUAACGAUAUAUUGCCUGAGGUGAACAUCCCUGGGGCCUCUGCUAUCCAUGAAAUACCUGGCACCACUGUUUUCCAGACCUUAAACCCAUUUGCUGGGGAAGAAGAAUUGUUAGAGGUGAAUCAAUCUUCACAAAUGCCUAAUGAAGUCUGGAUAACUGUUUCAGAUAUUUCUCUAGUGACACAACCUACAAGUGCACCACCUCCUUCACGGCCUCCACCUCCACUUGCCGCCAAGAAACCACCAACUGAAUCUGUAAACAGUGAAACAUAUAUACUUGAUCAUCAUAAUCAAGGCUAUCAUCACUCCAUAGGUUCUGCAAAUGCUUCUAAAACAUACCAAAUUGAUGAUCUGGAAGAUUUUUUCAUGGCAAAACCUGCUAAUUUUGCCAAUGGGCGUCCACAAGUUCUAAAGCAUGAAGGAAAGGAACAACAUUCAUCUGCAGCUACUGCAAGUUUCAUGGAUUGGACUGAGAUGGGACACUCUAAAGGUGGGAACCAAGGAACUUUUGAUUCUAUGUUCACUAGCAAUCAAUAUGGACAGCCUAUAGAUGAGAAAACAGAGUCCCGUGCUUAUGAAAUGGAAGAGAAAAAUGAGAAAGAGAGAUUAGAGCAUGAACGAAUACAAAGAGAACAUGAAGAGGAGCAAAGAAAAGAGGAAAAGGAGAGGGAAAAGGAGCUUGAGAGGGAAAGGGAGAGGGAGAGGGAAGAAGAGCUUGAGAGGGAAAAGGAAAAGGUGAGACAAAAGGAACAAGAGGAGCGGAAGAGGCGUGAAAAAGAGAGAGAGGCCAGGCAGGCUGUAGAGAAGGCUGUAUGGGAAGCACGCGAAAGAGCAGCUGCUGAAGCACGCAUGCAAGCUGAGAAGGAAGCUCGUAAAAAAGCAGAGCGAGCUGCAGUUCAGAAGGCAACCGCUGAAGCUCGUGAAAGAGCUGCGGUGGAGGCAAGGGAAAGAGCUGCAAAGGCUGCUGCAGAAGCUAAGGAAAGAGAAGCAGCGGAGGCUAGGGAAAGGGCUACCAAAGCUGCUGCAGAUGCAAGGGAAAGAGCUGCCAGGGCUGCUGCUGAAGCUAGGGAAAAGGCAGCAGCAGAAUCUCAGGAGAAAGCUGCUGCAGAAGCUCGGGCAAAAGCUGAGCGAGCUGCUGUUGAGAAAGCUGCAGCGGAAGCACGAAGGAGGGCUGAAAGAGCAGCGUUCGAGAGGGUUGCUGCUGAGGCUCGGCAAAGGGCUGCUAAUGAAGCCAGAGAAAGGGCUGCAGCUGAAGCACGGGCAAGAGAAAAUCAGCAAAGCACUACAGAACCUGAUCUUGAGUCAUUCUUUGGUAUGCCUUCUAGAUCAAGUAGUGUACCGAGAUCACACACCGCAACAACGAACCCUUUCGAUGUUCAACCUCAAGGUAAUGCUGGUUCUGGUGCUGUAAGGAGGACAUCUUCUGGUUCAGUUUCUCCCUUCACACAGCCUCCACCAAGCAAUCUUGUAGAUGACCUAUCUUCUGUAUUUGGAGCACCUUCAUCAUCUGCUGUAUUUCAAGAAGUGCGUGGAGAGAGUGAAGAAAGAAGGAAGGCAAGAUUGGAACGUCACCAAAGGACAAUGGAGCGUGCGGCAAAAGCUCUUGCUGAGAAGAAUGAGCGUGACUUGCAAGCUCAACGGGAGCAGGAAGAGAGACAUAGAAUUGGCGAAUCACUUGAUUUUGAGAUAAAGAGGUGGGCUGCUGGGAAAGAAGGCAACCUUCGGGCUUUGCUGUCAACAUUGCAAUAUAUUCUUUGGCCAGAAUGUGGUUGGCGACCUAUAUCACUGACUGAUUUGAUUACAGCUGCAUCUGUCAAGAAAGAGUACAGGAAAGCGACCUUGUGCAUCCAUCCUGAUAAGGUGCAGCAAAAGGGUGCAAAUCUUCAACAAAAGUACAUCGCAGAAAAGGUGUUUGACCUUCUGAAGGAAGCAUGGAACAAAUUCAACUCAGAAGAACUCUUCUAACACCUCGUUUAUGAAACAUGUUAAUCUUUAUAUCCUUUGAAAAUGAGGUACUGGGAAGGACACAAGUGGCGAGCUAUGGUAAAUAUUUAUAUUCCUUCACAUUAUACUGUGGGUAGUUGUGUUACAUUUCUGUUAUAUCCUUGUUUCUGAUUUCUUAUUUCUUCUAUUCAUUGACAUCUGUAAUUAUAUUUCUGCUGUGUGUAACUUUGUAUGUUGUUGCCCCGUGGGCAGCUAAGCAAACCUGUAGAGAAACAGUCUGGAAAUGCAGUGAUGAAAGUGAGAGACUCCAUUUUUGACAAGCAUAGCAUUUACAUGCCAAUCCUGUGUGGAUGGUCUAA